Messenger RNA from Amphimedon queenslandica, 2129 nucleotides. Its product is annotated as protein asteroid homolog 1-like. Lineage: Eukaryota; Metazoa; Porifera; Demospongiae; Haplosclerida; Niphatidae. The transcript is spliced from 2 exons. Bases 57 to 1937 code for a protein of 626 amino acids. The record is from RefSeq and is a predicted model, not a curated record.
UGCAGUAGUCUACAUACAGUAGAUCUACAGUGCGUCUUUUAAAAUUUUAUGCCUCAAUGGGGAUCCGUGGAAUAACCACUUAUAUGAAACAGUGCUACUCGAAUAGGUGGAAAACCAUUGAAGUACGUGGACAGCUCAUAUUGGAUGCUAUGAGUAUCUGUUUUGCCAUUCCCCGAAAUAAUCACACAGACUGGUUACAUGGUGGGCAGUACUGGGAGCUGAGGCAGUCCUACAAGCGUUUCAUUACUAGCCUCUUGGAAAGUGGAAUCGAACCUAUUGUCAUAUUUGAUGGGAUAGAUUACACCAGGAAAAAGUCUGGAGUUAUGAUGAGACGCAAAAAGAGUGCAAGGCAAACUAUUUCAAAUGUUCUGGAUAAACCCAGCUCUGCAGUCACUGGCAAAGCAGGUCUACCACAUGGCUCUAAGUCUAAUGAUGUUAUUCCACUUUUUUCUGAAGCUGUAUUUUGUGAGACCUUGAGAGAGCUUGGUGUUUGUUUCAUUUUUGCUGAUGGAGAUGCAGACAAUGCAAUUGCAUCUAUUGCAAAUAAUUAUUCUUGUCCAGUUGUAUCGGAUGACUCUGAUUUCUUUUUCUUUAACAUCAGGGCUGGAUACAUACCUUUCUAUAAUCUCCAUUGGGAACAGCAACCAGUCACUGCACAAGUAUAUUAUUAUCAAUAUUUUGUGUAUAGUUUUAAUUUUAAAUGUCUUGAAGCACCACUCCUAAUACCAGCAAUACUUGGCAAUGAUUAUAUCAAGCCGUUAAAGUCACCUUGUCUAAGAGGAGAUAUUGCUGUGACUUUACUUAAGUACAGGGAGAGAAGAGGAGGGAGCAAGUCAUGGCUAGACAAAAUAGAUGAGUUAAUAAUGUAUUUAAGAAAAUUCAGUUCACUAGAUAAGUUUCUGAACCGCGUCAGUAGGUGCUGCUUACGUAAUGAGGUAUCCAUUAUUGAAAAAAAUUUAGAAAUUGCAAAGGAGUUUUAUACCAUCAAAGCAUUCAGUAUAGAUGGCAUUAUGGACAAGGCUAAAAUAACUACAUCAAAUGGGACUACUCUUCCUCUAUGGGUGAUUCAGCAGUAUCGCAAUGGACAAUUUUCAAGUUAUGCAAUGAAACCACUGGCUCAUAAUGACUCUGCUUUACCUUAUAUAAUAGAUAAUCCUAAAAGACGCUCUGCCAUGUUCAUUGGAUUACCAAUUAGAUGUUGUAUGUACACGAUACUACAACCAUUACUGGAAGAUCCGUGUGUACAUGAAACUGUUUGUGUUGACUCUAAGGAAAAAUAUAGGGACAUAGUUUGUGAUGCUGCAAAUGAAUGCUUAAAGUUCAAUUUACCUUCUGUCACUAAUAUGGAAAAGGCCAGUAUUAGCUGUAGGAUUGAUGCUCUUUGUUUCUCACUGGAGUGCUCCUCUGGUAUUCUCAACUGGUUUGAAGACAAAUUGAAACUAGUUGUGUUAUCACUAACUUUCUGGACUAAACAUGUUGUCCCUGAUAUUCAUUUGAUCAAAUCAUUAAUAUUGUGUUUUAUCGUUUGUUCACUGGACCGAGACCCUUCAUCACAUAUACCACAUUCCAUAGAUUCCGACUCAUCUCAAAAUAAUGACACUCUUCACGUAUUCUCAAUGUGGCAGUGUGUCUAUUAUGACACUAUGAAGCUCAACAAUGUUCUAAUGAAUCCACUUUCAUUUACAACACCAGCUCUCUUGUUUGAUGGUAAACUAGCUAUGUAUUAUGCUAGUCUGGCAGACAUUGAUAGCACAGUUAGAAUGGAACUGGUUUCUUCACUUCAAUCGCUAGCUUUGUUUAACUCACUGAUGUUUGUCUGUACUGAGAGUCUAAAAGCUGCCACUAAAGAUGGUAUACAGUACGAUCAGACUGUAUAUUUUGAAUUCAGUUCUGAUUCAAGUAGUGAUGAUAGCAAUGAAGAUGAUGACAGUGCUUAAUUUUGUAUUUUAUACAUUUAAUUUAUUUUUGAUAACUAUUAGCUAAAGAGAUUUUUUGCAAGCAUUACAAAAGAAUUUGCCCAUUCUUGACAUUAUCCCAACUGGUAUACUUGAUCGUAGUCCCAUUUUUAUUGAAUCAAAGGAAAAUGUUAAGGGUUAUUUAAAGAUUUGUGAAGAGCAUGAUAAAAAGAA